Molecule: messenger RNA, 342 nt
Organism: Symbiodinium necroappetens
Lineage: Eukaryota; Dinophyceae; Suessiales; Symbiodiniaceae
Source: the annotation of a GenBank genome assembly
GCAAAGCUGAAGGAGAACCUUGGUUCGGCGAGAUCUACUGCCGCCAGCUUCACAUCCGAGUUUGAUUCCACCUUCCAGGGCUUCGCCGACAGCUUCGUGCAGGCGCUGUUGAAGAAACUCCCGGAGGACAAGAAGGAGACUCUGGGCGCCAACAUCCAGAACUCUGCCGAGACCUUGACCGGCAAGGUGCACGAUCUCUGCGAGGACGUCAGCAAGCUGCUGAACGGCGCCAGCAGCGGCCUGGAGCACAGCGCCCUCAGCGUGGAUCCGAAGCUCGGGGCGGCCAUGGAGGCUUGGGGAUUUUGGGGGGUUUUGGGGGGUUUAAAGGGUUUUGGGGUUUAG